Cydia pomonella (codling moth) is the source of this 2326-nucleotide messenger RNA. RefSeq names its product acyl-CoA Delta-9 desaturase-like. The coding region runs from base 736 to 1803 and encodes 355 amino acids. The transcript is spliced from 4 exons. Gene Ontology annotation, cellular component: endoplasmic reticulum membrane. Gene Ontology annotation, molecular function: stearoyl-CoA 9-desaturase activity; iron ion binding. Lineage: Eukaryota; Metazoa; Arthropoda; Insecta; Lepidoptera; Tortricidae. The record is from RefSeq and is a predicted model, not a curated record. Gene Ontology annotation, biological process: unsaturated fatty acid biosynthetic process.
GGGUGGAAUUAAAGACCCGUGUUUGCAAUAUUCUUACCCCCGGAGUUACACACAAUGUUUUUCAUCACACUUGGGAAGAAAAAACUAAAUUUUAGGCGAAAUAAUUCUUAAAUACCGUUUUAAAAAAAAGCUAUAACUCCCUAGGGAGUUCAGCACACCUGCAUGAUAUAAGAUCUUUUUCGAGCAAGUGUGAUGAAAAAUACUUUUUCAUCAUUAGUUGUGCUGUACAUUUUAUGGCUUGUAACUCUACUUUCACCGAUUUCUCCGAGAACUACACUUCAUAAACAUCUAAUAUUACUUGUUUAUUUAUGAUUGACAUGAAAAUGAUUUGAAGAUCAGUCUGGCCUAGUGGGUAGUGACCCUGUCUAUGAAGCCGAUGGUUCUGGGUUCAAAUCCCGGUAAGGCAUUUAUUUGUGUGAUGAGCACAGAUAUUUAUUCCUGAGUUAUGGAUGUUUUCUAUGUAUUUAGGUAUUUGUAUAUUAUAUACAUAUAUCGUUGUCUGAGUCUUCUUGGCUUACCGUGGGACUUAGUCAAUUUGUGUAAGAAUGUCCCUAUAAUAUUUAUUUAUUUAUUAUUUAUUUCUUGUGAUAUAAAAAGCUGUUUGUAGAUGCGUUACAUGCCACUCAUGCAUUUUGACGUGUCGGUGUACGAUUCAGUCAUCUUGGCUAGAUCAAAACCAUAAAAUGAUGAAGGGUCUUUUUUGUUAAAGAUAAUUUUAACUGACGACUUCAAAGAAUGGCCCCUCAAGAUACGGACGCGAAUGCUGUCCUGUUCGAGGAUGACGCGGAGACAGAGGACGUAGGCCUGGCGAAGAUGCCGGUCCAGCAAGCCGGGGCCCAAAAGUGGGAGACCAAUUACGAAUGGCAUAUAAUCGUCUUCCUCCCGCUGGUCUAUACAGCCGGGCUGUAUGGAGGCUACCUGUUCCUGGUUUCGGCGACAUGGCAAACGAAGAUAUUUACCAUCUUCUUGUACGUGACGUCGAUCAUAAGCAUCACAGCGGGAGCCCACCGGCUCUGGAGUCACAAGGCCUACAAGGCUAAAUGGCCUCUUCAACUUAUCCUAAUGUUCUUUCACACUAGUGCUCUCCAGUACUCGGUGAUAAACUGGGUGCGCGACCACCGCAUGCACCACAAGUACGUGGACACGGACGCCGACCCGCACAACGCCACACGAGGGUUGUUCUUCUCCCACGUCGGUUGGGUGAUGAUGGGUAAACACCCGGAGUUCGAGCGCAAGAGCAAGGGGUUGGACCUAAGCGACGUCGAGUCGAAUUCUAUACUGCGGUUUCAGCAAAAGUAUUACGUAAUCCUGGUCACGAUUAUCUGCUUCAUCCUCCCCACUGUUAUCCCAGUCUACUUGUGGAACGAGACCUGGAUGAACGCCAUCUUAGUGCCCGGGUUGUUCCACCGCGUCUGCGUAUACAACGCCGUUGGACUAGUCAACUCCGUUCUGCACAAAUGGGGGUACAAGCCCUACGACAAGAAUAUGGCGGCUACACAAAUUAGUUUAGUCAAUUAUGUUUUAUUUGGAGAAAACGCCCAUAACUACCAUCACGCUUUUCCGUGGGAUUAUAGGACUUCAGAACUCAGUGCAAGCACGACGUUUAGUUUGACUACGGCGUUUAUAAAUUUAUUUGCAAGAAUCGGCUGGGCUUAUGACUUAAAGACUAUCUCUGAUGACAUUAUCCGGAAGCGUGUUAUGCGUACUGGAGAUGGCUCUCACCAAAUUUGGGGGUGGGGCGACAAGGACCAGUGUAAAGAAGAGAUGAAUGCAGCUGAAAUAAUAUACCCUAAGCAUGAUUAAUAAAUAAGACUACUCUUAACUUGUUGAUUAAUUUCUACUUAAACGUUUCUAGAUAGUUUAUGCAAUUUUGUUUUACAUGUAGAUUGAGGAGAUGUAAGUGGUUCAGCCAAAUCUGAAAAAAAGCUUCCUGAGCAGAACUGUUUUUCUGGAUAGGCUUUUGAAUUACAACUUCGGCAUGAUCAAGAUGUAGUGGAAUAAAAAUAAAAAUAUUUAUAUUAUUUAUUAUUUUUCGGUACCCGAGCAAUAAAUACAGGUAGAUUUUACUCUAAAUGUGGAGUAGCAAAAUGUAUUGAAUAAAUAAAUAUUAUAGAUUAAUCUUCCAUAAAUCAAGGAGCCCCAAAAUAGGUAAACUCAACUUGCACUGACUGACCUCCAACCCAAUAGGGAAUCCAGAGUAUAUAGUACUCUCUCCAGCAGGAAGCGGAGGUGAGUAGUAGGCUAAGGACUGAAGAGUGGUUGUUUAACUUGGACUUGUUCGGUAAAUUUUCACCUCUAGGUAAUAUAUGUUGUUGCUUAUAGAAUA